Molecule: messenger RNA, 417 nt
Organism: Lathyrus oleraceus (garden pea)
Lineage: Eukaryota; Viridiplantae; Streptophyta; Magnoliopsida; Fabales; Fabaceae
Product: cellular nucleic acid-binding protein homolog
Exons: 1
Coding region: 1-417 (138 amino acids)
Molecular function (GO): nucleic acid binding; zinc ion binding
Source: RefSeq, a predicted model, not a curated record
AUGUAUGAUGAGGAUAUCAAAGCUCGGUCUGCAUACUAUAAGAGUGUUAGUGAGAAGAAAGGGAAGGAUCAUAAUGAAGGAAAAUCAUAUAGUACUCCAACUGACAAAGGGAAACGGAAGACUUUAGAUGAGAAAAGGCUAAGCGGGGGAGAGACUUCUGCUUCUAUCAAAUGCUUUAAGUGUGGGGUCGUGGGUCAUCGCGUCAUUGACUGCAAGAGUUCUGAGAAGAGUUGCUUCAAGUAUGAAAAUACUGGACAUCUUAUCGCCGAUUGUAAGAGUAGCUUGCUGACUUGCUUCAACCGUGGGGAACCAGGUCAUAUUAGUACUAAUUUCCAAAAAGCCAAUAAGGUUCAGUCUAGAGGAAAAGUUUUUGCUUUGACUAGAUCAGUUACUACUAGCAUAAACAUAUUGAUUUGA